AUGGAGUUCUUGAAAAUAGCCAAAACCGGUGUGGUAUUCUUGAAAAGUGAUGAAAUCAGCGUGGUGUUCUUGAAAAAUGUUGAAAUCGAAGUGACGUUCUUAGAAAGUGCUAAAACCGGUGUGUUGUUUUCGAAAAGUGCUAAAAUCAUGGAAAAAACUAAAAUCGGUGCCAAAAAUAAAGAACAAGAAUUAAACUCAU
Molecule: messenger RNA, 199 nt
Organism: Racocetra fulgida
Lineage: Eukaryota; Fungi; Glomeromycota; Glomeromycetes; Diversisporales; Gigasporaceae
Source: the annotation of a GenBank genome assembly